Molecule: messenger RNA, 1854 nt
Organism: Seriola aureovittata
Lineage: Eukaryota; Metazoa; Chordata; Actinopteri; Carangiformes; Carangidae
Exons: 19
Coding region: 286-1854 (522 amino acids)
Source: RefSeq, a predicted model, not a curated record
GUGAGGAGCAGGCGAUGCUCUUGUGUAAGAGGCAGGUGGAUACAGGAGGAGCGACAGAGAGCAACUGAGGACAGAGGCGAGGGAAGAGGAGCCAGCAAGCGAGGGAAGACGACAGAUACUUCAACAGUGGCGACUUUGGAUUCAUGAAUGAGAGUACGGGAAUGAUGGGGAGGCAAUGUGUGACCGGAGUGAAGAUGACACGUCCUCCUCCAUAGGAUUCAUAUACAUAUAUAUAUAUACAUUCACACACAGAAGCAUAAACAGACUGCAGAGAGCAUCAGGAGGAUGUAUGGCUUUGGAGGACAGUGGAGAUGGACACACCGUUUCCUUCAAGUCAUCUGGCUUUUGCUAUUUGCAGCCGCUCCACCCACAGCACUUGGCUAUUUCCUGGGAGACACUAAAGCCAUAUUAAAUGGCUGCGAGGACCACUGGACCCUGCAGGACAGGGCCGCCAUGCCGCUGCUCUUUCAGAUGACUGUGUGCGUGGACAUCCGUGUUGUGGUCCCCGGACCCUGGGUUGCCUUCUCUUACAGCUCGGUCCACGCACCCAGGCCUGAGCUGGGUCUGGAGGGAGACGACGGAGCUCUGUAUGGGUGGCUGCUAAGGGUCCGACACCGAUUUCCUCUCCAGUUGUCCCCGACUCACUGGCACAGGGUGUGCCUCAGGAGGGACGUACCACGCAACUCCUUUAGCCUGGAGGUUGAUGGGAAGAUGGUGGCCGAAAGGACCGUCAUCGCUCAGGCCAUCCCCCCUUACGGCUCUCUGUGGCUGGGCUGCCGUCCCAGAGACAGACCCCCGGGAGCCACGCUCGGAAAAGUGGAGUUGUACCUGUUCCGGAUGUGGGAGGACUUGGGUAACCAUGGCCUCUGUGAGGACGGCACCGUGAUUGGCUGGAACGCUCAGUACUGGGGCCUGACCAGUCCCAAUGCCAGGCAGAGAGACCCUCACCUCCUGUGUGCACUGAGACGGGUGAGACGUAGAGCUCCCACUCCCAGAAAGACUCCUAAAGGGGUGUUCUCAGCAACGACAACUCCAUUUGCACGGUCAAACCCAUCUCCAUCUGCUUUUACUGCCGACCAAACCGCAUCUGGAAAAGCACUCACAGGUUCCCAGUUCGUAAACUGUAGCAUCAGCCAACUCUGUUCCGAUAAGGAUGCUUACUUUUGGAUGUUACUAAGAGUGGUGGUCCAAGUGGACCAAAUUAUUACAAAGGAUGUGGAACAUCUGGUGUCAGAUGCGUUUGAUUGCAAAAAUAAAUCAUCAGACUUUGGAGAUGUCUGUCAGGAUGGCAAAAAUGUUCAGGUAGAAGAGGUCUCCUGUCAUGACAAAGACAACAGCAGAAAUAAAACCUGCAGUGUGGUGUUGAAGCUCAGCCGUGCUGUCUCAGCGUGUGAACUGCAGCACGCCAGCGUUUCUGCCCUGCAACAAGCAGGACACAAGAAAAUACAAGCACAAAUCAUUGGAGAGGUGGAGAGAGUCGCUCGAAAUCAGUGUAAGGACCUGAAGUCCUCUGGUGAGAAGUUUAUGAGGUGCACAAUCACAUCUUCCCUGGAGGACGUCUGUCGGUCUAAACCACUCCCCGAGCUUCCAUGCGCCGUCAUGAAGCUCAAGUCUCCCGACCUGGCGCCACAACCUAGGACAGGAUCCUGCAGUAGGGAAAAGCCUCGCUUUUGUGACUGCACUGCCUCCUGUAAUUCUUCAAGACAGUUUUUCGCCAUAAGAAUUAAUGUUAACGUGGCAUCUGUUGAUGUUAACUUCCUUAAACAAUUGUUGUCAGGCCUUUGUGAAGCCCACAACUGUAACAUGGGGAUAGGGUCAUCGUGUGAAGAUUGUUCAAAGCAUUACCGGUGGUGA